Messenger RNA from Habropoda laboriosa, 921 nucleotides. Its product is annotated as coiled-coil domain-containing protein 51-like. Lineage: Eukaryota; Metazoa; Arthropoda; Insecta; Hymenoptera; Apidae. The record is from RefSeq and is a predicted model, not a curated record. The coding region runs from base 1 to 921 and encodes 306 amino acids. The transcript is spliced from 2 exons.
AUGGCAGAAAGAUUUCGAUCGUUCAUGAAAACUCUAGGCAAUGAAAUAAAUAAACAUCGACUGUUUAACAAUGCAACUACAAAAAUUAAUAGUGUAACUGGAAAGGCCCAAGAAAAAUUGAACAACAUUCAAAAUGCUGUUGCUUUAAAAUAUAAUGUUAUUGCAAAGCGAGUGAACAGUGACAUAACUUUAAUUCAAAAUUUAAAUGCAUCACAAUUAGAGCCAAGUCCAUUACCAAAGAAAGUUGUAAAGUGGUUACGAUGGUAUCAACAAAUAACAGGUUUGGAUACAGUUGAGUUGGCUAAGCAGCAAGUAAUAUCUGCUCAGAAUAGGUUGUUUAAAUGUCAAGAUGAUAGGAGAAGUUUAAAUUGUGAAGCAGCAAUAAUAAAUGAUAAAUUAAAGGAAGUAUAUUCAGAACUCAUUCAAACUAAAAGAAAUGAUCCAAAAUAUGUACAAUUGACAAUAAUAGAAAAUAAAAAUCUUCAAGAUCAAGCAAGAGUUACAUCACAGCUUAAUUUAUUAGAAAAUGAGGAGAAAGAGCAUUUUACAUUAUUAGCAACUGCUAUCAAAGAAUACCAUGAUAGCCAAACUAUGAAUGCACAGAAGUAUAAAUAUUUAUCUAUUUUGUCAUCUGCUAUAUUAGCAAUUAUAUCAUUGGCAGGUUCAAUGAUAUACAACAAUAAGAGAAUAGUAAAUAUUCAAAGUAGUAUAACUAAAGCACAACAAAGCACUGAAAAUAUCAUGCAAAAUAAUUUUCAUAAAUUGUCUGAAAUCCUAAAAGAAUGGGAGAAUAACAACAAACAGGAAGUAGUGGUGGUUCAUGAAGGAGCAGAUGAAAGCAAUUCAGUAAUAGCACACAGAGCUUAUGUUUUAGCAUUGUGCAUUGUUGGCUUAUGUAUAAUUAGAGCAUUAACAGGAUAA